AGUGACUCGAAGUGAGCGUUUCUUUUUGUCUAUGGUAGGGUUGGAAUGGAAAUGGAAGAUAGCCAUUUGUCUGAUAACCAAACAAUAGAAAAUAUUGGCUUUACGUGUGCAAUUUUUAGCUUAAAACGAUUAAUCUGUGAAUAUUAGACAAUAUCCAGGUGUUUCCUGGACCCAGAACGCUGCCAAUGGAGUGAAAUUAGCACUUCAAUAUGGACGCGGAAGCUGAAGACUUCAACCUCCAGUGGGAGGAAGAAGUUGAAGUAAAGAAAAUGUUUGCUUUCCAGCCAGGGCCGGGUGUUGUUGGAACGGAAGAAGUGAUUACAGGUCUAGAAAACAUGCAACACACACAUUUUGGCACGUUGAAAGUUGAAAAUCAGAUAUAUCCGCAAACAUCUGAAGAGAUGAUGAGUACGGACCAAAUGGCAGCAGAAAACUUAAUGUUUCUGUCUCAAGAUGUAGUGAGUUACACGGAGACUGCUGAGCUAGCCGAUGAUCCCAGUGUCGAAUGUGUCACUGAAGAAGUCAUCACAGAUGAUUGGGUGAUACCCGGUGGUCAAGAAAGGUACCAAGUUGAAGUUCCUAUGGAUCAUUUAAAUCACCCUGAUAUAGUAUUAAAGGAAGAGAAUGAACUUGAUGUUCCCUUGCCAACAGACCAGGAUGAAUACACAGCGAUGCGGCCGUGGCCCUGCGACUUCUGUUCGCGGCGGUUCCGCAAGAAGGCUGCCUUAAUGAACCACAUGGUGGCUCAUCAGAAUGAUCGACCGCACGCCUGCAAUUUAUGCGGCGUGCGAUAUGUACGCAAGUGCGAUCUCAUGAAUCAUCUCAAAGUUCACGCCUAUGUGCCUGACAACCCCGACUCCAUAGAUUAUGAAGAUGUUCUAGACAAUAACCAAAUCGUAAAACCAAAGAAGAAACGAGGUCGACGGAAAAAGAAUCCUGAGCCAGUGGAAGAAGAGAACGGUAUGUGGGAGAACAUGACGUCAGCGCGCACGCAGCAGUGGUCGCGUCGCGCGCGGUCCCCUGCGCGGCCGCCCCCCUCGCCGCCGUCCCCCGCGUCCGAGCCCGCGCCCCCCUCGCCGCCGCCGCCACCUACCGACCCUUCGCGACCCUUCGUCUGUCGCCACUGCGGGGUCGGAUUUGCCAGGGAAAAGGCACUACAGUCACAUGCCCGGGUGCACGGCGGUGACUCCCCGGUGGAGUGCUCGUCGUGCGGCGAGCUGUGUUGGUCGCGCGAGGCACUGGCCACGCACAUGCAGCAGAGACACCCGCAUCUACCGCCGCGGACUGAACAACAGGAACAACCCUUCGAAGACUCCGACUCCGGUGACGACAUGGAGUUCCGUCUGUCUCCGCUGUCGCACGGCGGGGGCGAGCGCGCCGUGUACGACACGAUGCGGGGGCCCGAGCUCUUCUGCCAGGACUGCGGCGUCGCCUUCCAGAGGGCAGACCUGCUCCGGAGACAUGUCGCCGCUGCGCACAGCUACAAGCGGCACUGCGACAGUUCGAGCAGUACGUGGGCGGAGCACACGUGCGACGUGUGCGGCGAGGGGUUCACGGACGCGCUGCAGCUGCUGGCGCACGCCGAGGGACACGCCGAGAGACAUCGCGCGCCCUCCGCCGCGCCCAGAUUAAAAAGAAUGUCUAGAGGUCGAAAUAAUGCUGCGUCAUCGAAUACUGCCCGUCAAUUCCCAUGUAGAGUGUGUGGCAAAGUGUUUGGUUCGCGGAGUUCGCAACAGAUUCACAUCCGGAUCCACACCGGCGAGCGACCGUACGCGUGCCGGUUCUGUUGGAAAGCCUUCGCAGACGGCGGGACUCUACGGAAACAUGAGAGAAUACAUACAGGAGAGAAGCCGUACGCGUGCGCAGUAUGUCCGCGCGCCUUCAACCAACGCGUCGUGCUCCGGGAACAUGUCCGCUCGCACCACUCCGCGCCCGACCGACGCGCUAACGGUGGUCCCGCGUAUUGUUGCGUAGUGUGUGGACGUACUCUACACUCCAGCGCGGAGCUCGUGCAACAUCUCAUACAACACUGCGACGCAAACACCGCGCUCAAGAGGCAACCACAGACGGGCCCACGGAAAUAUAAGAGGCGGCGAAAAUUAAAGACAGAACAAUCACCGACCCCUCGCGAUUGGGAACGUAACUCGCCAUCCCCACCGCCAGCGUCUCGGUCGCCGUCGCCCGCCUCGCACGCCUCCGACCCUCUGGAGACGUCCCCCGUGCCCCCCUCCCCGCCGUCGCCCGCGUCCCCCGCUCGGCGCAGGCGGCGGCGCGCGGCGGCCGGGCCGCGGCCGCGCAUGAUCCACACGCAGGAGGCCGGCCGGCCCCGCCGCCGCGCGCCCGGCCGCCGCCCCACGCCGCCGCCGGGCCGCGCGCCCUCGCCGCCGCCCCGCGAGCGCAGCGCGCGCCAGCGGCGCCCGCCGCGCCACCCGGCCGACGACCUGCGCGCCAUGCAGCACGCGGAGGCCAGCGAGGCGAGCGAGGCCGAGACUGCGCCGGGCGGUCCGUUCAAGUGCGAGAUGUGUGCGCUGGAGUUCCCGCGGCGCGACGCGCUCCUGCUGCACGUGCCGGUGCACAUUUGACGGCCGCGGGUGCUCCGCCGGCCCGCGCCCGCGGACCCUGCGCCGCCCGGCGAGGGCUGAGCGACGAAUCUCCACUGAAUACAGAUGCGGCGAUAGUGUACCGUGUGCACGUCUUACUCGAAGCUCACUGGUGUGACUUAUUUUUGUGUCUGUGACUCUCAAAAAACUUGUAGCUCUGGAAAUCAUUGACAUCAUUAUAAAUGUUAAUAAUUCACUAUAUACAAUACCUAUAUGUUGUAUAAAAGAUAAAUGUUAUGUGAAGCCAUUAUUUGAUGUUUAUAUUAUGUAGCAAUCUGUACAUUGUGAUAGAUUAACAAUUUUGUAUGACUGCCAUUCAAUAAUUUUAUUUCUUAUGCAUGUUUGAUAUGUUUCUAAUAAUUAUGAAAUCACCAAAUGAAUGAAGUUGUACAAGAAUAUUCGUUUAAUAGUAAUAUGAUCCGUAAAAUUUGCAUACAAAUAUAAACAUAAAGAAAAUUUAUUAGAGGCUACAUAAAUUCAAAUGUUUGCUGGUCAAGGAUUACAAACGAUUCAAAAGUGAGUGAUUAUUAUAAUUCUAAAACGUUUUAUUUUACAGAAUGGAUUCACACAGAAUAUUUGUUUUGAAUUAAAACCUAAUUCUAUGCAUACUUUGUUGUACGACUAGACUAAUGACUAAAUGACUGCUGACUUGACUGUUUCGUUACAUUACCGAGGUGUGUUGGGUAUCAAGUGAAUUGUUGUAUUAUACUAAUUGACUGAUUUAUUGAUUAGUUCAAUGUAAAUUUAUUAUAUUCUAGGGGUAAAAUUAUGUACAUAAUAUGUAUGUAAUAAUUAAAUUUGUGACAGUUUUGAUGUUUUCAUUGUUUAGUACAAAUUCUGUAUGUUUUGGGGUUUUUUUUACGGUUUUUAUCCAUUUUAUUGUGAUAUAGACAUUAACAAGAUGUUGUGCCAUGUAAUGGUGAUGAACUGUCUUGCUUUCUCCUAUUUAAGACAAGCAUUAUCUCUAAUCUGGAAUAGAAAUUGUUAAUUAAACUUCCUACUUGAAACAAAAUUAUUAUUUCUUAUACUCCUAGUAUUAAAAACAUUGUGCAAUACAUUCCCCAAAAUACAUGGUAAUUAUGUAUGCCUUUCUAAAAUGUAUGUAAGAAUUCUGUUCUUUGUUUUGGAAUGAGAUAAGGAUCAAUACUAUUGUACAUAAUAUACUGAAAUAAAACGUUAAUAUGCGAUGUAAUAA
This is a messenger RNA of Spodoptera frugiperda (fall armyworm), 3795 nucleotides long. Its product is annotated as zinc finger protein 48. The transcript has 16 exons. Lineage: Eukaryota; Metazoa; Arthropoda; Insecta; Lepidoptera; Noctuidae. Gene Ontology annotation, cellular component: nucleus. Gene Ontology annotation, molecular function: RNA polymerase II cis-regulatory region sequence-specific DNA binding; DNA-binding transcription activator activity, RNA polymerase II-specific. Gene Ontology annotation, biological process: regulation of transcription by RNA polymerase II. The coding region runs from base 210 to 2582 and encodes 790 amino acids. The record is from RefSeq and is a predicted model, not a curated record.